Molecule: messenger RNA, 1957 nt
Organism: Rubroshorea leprosula
Lineage: Eukaryota; Viridiplantae; Streptophyta; Magnoliopsida; Malvales; Dipterocarpaceae
Source: the annotation of a GenBank genome assembly
CAGAUUCAAAUUCAUCAUCUCUUCAGAUCUACUUCUAAAAAAUUCGACAGAGAAAUUCCGGUGAAGUCGAAGGGUAGAUGAUAAUCCAUCAAAAUCGUCGACGGCUCUUUCGAUCGUGCUUAGUCCAUUACUUUCUAUAAUCGAAUCGCUCCGAGGAAAUGCACAGCCGAGCUUCAAGCAACCGGCUGUCGAGCUCGGCGUUUCAUUCUCGACUUUCCGCCCUGAUUCUCGCCAUGUUCGCUACAAUGGCGUCGAUUUAUGUUGCCGGCAGAUUGUGGCAGGAUGCAGCGAGUAGGGUAUAUUUAAUUCAGGAGCUUGAUAGGAGAACUGGACGGGGUCAAUCUGCUGUAUCUGUUGAUGAUACACUAAAAAUUAUAGCCUGCAGGGAACAACGGAAGAAAUUAUCAGCUCUUGAGAUGGAGCUUGCAGCAGCUAGACAGGAAGGUUUUGUUUCCAAGCGCUUGUCAGAGAAGGAUGUUACCCACUCUAAGAAAAAGCGUUUAGUUGUAAUAGGAAUUAUUACUACAUUUGGGCGCAAGAAGAAUAGAGACGCAAUUCGGAAAGCUUGGAUGCCAACAGGGGCAGCUUUAGGAAAACUGGAGGAUGAGAAGGGAAUUGUUCUACGGUUUGUAAUAGGGAGGAGGUCUCUAUCUUCACCCUAGCAGAAAUAAGAAUUUUUCACCCUUUCAGUUUAGUUAAGUUUAUGAAUCUUGCAGUGCAAAUCGUGGAGACAGUUUGGACAGGGAGAUUGAUAGUGAAAAUAGCCAGAGCAAUGACUUCAUUAUCCUCGACCAUGUGGAGGCCCCUGAGGAGCAAUCAAAAAAGACUAAAUUGUAUUUUAUUCAUGCUGUGGAGAGAUGGGAAGCUGAGUUUUAUACUAAGGUCAACGAUGAUGUUUAUGUUAAUAUCGAUGCUCUGGGAGCAUCACUUUCUUCUUAUUUGGAUAAGCCUCGGGUUUAUAUUGGGUGUAUGAAAUCAGGAGAAGUAUUUUCUCAACUGACCCACAAAUGGUAUGAACCAGACUGGUGGAAAUUUGGUGAUGGUAAAUCAUACUUUCGACAUGCUUCAGGGGAAAUAUAUGCCAUCUCACAUGCGUUGGCGCAGUUUAUCUCUAUUAAUAGAUCUAUUCUCCGUACAUAUGCUCAUGAUGAUGUCAGUGCUGGAUCAUGGUUUAUUGGGCUUGAUGUGAAGCAUAUUAAUGAGGAGAAGUUUUGCUGCUCCUCUUGGUCAACAGGUUCCAUAUGUGCUGCCGUCUGAUCUGACUAACCAAAUUAAUCUCAACACAGUUGAUAUACAUAGCAAGUCUAUUCUUUUCCUGCAUUCAGCGUCAAGUGUUUUUUUUUGAUAUUACACUGGGAAGAGUUGAGAUUAUUAGCCAGAAGUUGAUCUUCUUGCUCACCUCUGAAGUGUGAACUGCAAAAUUGUUGAUUUAAGCUUUCAUUGUCAGAGAUGGUUUUUCUUCUAUCCACUUGGGACUCUUUCUAAUGACGUGGAUGCAGGCUACACACUUAUCAUUGUCAGAGAUUCACACACAAGAACUCCCUAGUUGCCAAUGUAUCAUAUUAGCUCUAUUUUUUCCUAGUUCAUUUUUUAAAAUAUCAUCUAUGAGUGUAUUUUUAGUUAUGAGCACUAGCACUAACCCAAAAAAUUAUGAGCAUGAACAUUUCGGCAAAAUUUCUUACCUAUUACAUUGCAUACAGUUAUGAUUUAUCCUUCUUGAGAGCAAAGAGAUGCUCCCUGAAAUGGGAGAACCAGUGAUUGACUCGUAUCUGCUUAUAGAGAUGAUGUCUUCUUCUUCCGCAAGAUUUGCCCAUAUUUGAGACAAUUUUUCUACAUCUUUGAUUAAUUGUUCUUCAUUUGGUACAUGGAUGUUUAUUUGAUUUACAGGUUUUGAAGGCUGUACCUGUUCAACCUCUUCCUUUAAUUUUUUGUGGCAGAAUAUACAAUAGUUCCUCAA